CUGAAGAAGAAAAGUAGAAAAAGAAAAGUAGAAAAGAGGAAGAGAGGGAGGGAAAACCCAAAAAUAAGGCUUCGAUUUUCCAUCUUAGAGGGUAUAAAUAGUGUUCUUGUGGUCUUCUUCGCCUGUUCGAUCUCAGUCGGUAAUCUGCCUUCUACUUUUAGUCUUUUAGGCAACUAUCUUAUCUUCUUUUCGCUGGUUUUUUUUGGUUCUGAGACGGUAUGGCGGCUAUGAUUCCGGCACCAGUGAUUUCUGCUCCGAUUCAAACGGCGGUCAUUCCUCCUCCGGUGGGCUCUGUGGCCCCUGGAGAAGUGUUUUUAAGUUCUUCAUUGUAUGUGGGCGAUCUGGAGAAUAACGUGAACGAGGCACAGCUUUUGGAACUGUUUAGCCGUGUGGCUCAGGUUGUCUCCAUUAGGGUUUGCAGGGAUCAGACACGCAGGCUAUCGCUUGGAUAUGCUUAUGUUAAUUUUAGCAAUCAUCAAGAAGCUAUCGCUGCCAUGGAACACUUGAAUUUCACCUCUCUUAACGGGAAGCCUAUCAGGAUUAUGAUCUCUAAUCGAGAUCCUAGCAUUCGGAAAAGUGGCUAUGCAAAUGUUUUUAUCAAAAAUCUGGACGUAUCAAUUGAUAACAAAGCAUUGCAUGAUACAUUUGCUUCUUUCGGUACUGUUCUUUCUUGUAAAGUUGCGGUUGAUAGCAAUGGUCAAUCAAAAGGUUAUGGAUUUGUGCAAUUUGUUACCAAGGAAGCAGCCGAAAGUGCCAUACUAAAGUUGAAUGGCAUGCUCCUCAAUGACAAGCAAGUAUAUGUUGGCCAAUUCAUUCGACGCCAGGAAAGGAUGCGAGCAAAUGGAUUACUAUUUACUAAUGUUUACGUAAAAAAUUUACCAGAAAAUAUGACGGAAGAUGGCCUAAAAAAUCUGUUUGGUGUACAUGGUACCAUUACUAGUGUAAUUGUUAGGACCGAUUCAAAUGGAAAGUCCAAAGGUUUUGGUUUUGUGAACUUUGAGAACGCAGCCUCUGCUGCUGAUGCAGUUGAAAAGCUGAAUGGUACCCUCAUUGGUGAGGACAAGAUUUUGUACGUAGGCAAGGCUCAAAGGAAAGCAGAAAGGGAGGCUGAAUUGAAAGAAAAAUUCGAACGGGAUAGAAAGAUUAGAUUUGAUAAAUUACAAGGCGCAAAUUUGUACAUCAAAAAUCUUGAUGACCAUAUUGAUGAUGAGAAGCUUAAAGAAUUAUUCUCUGAGUAUGGAACAAUCACAUCAUGCAAGGUUAUGCUUGACGAAAAUGGAGUGAGCAAGGGGACUGGUUUUGUUGCCUUUUCUUCACCAGAUGAUGCAGCUAGAGCCAUAAAUGAAAUGAAUAGAAAGAUGAAAGGAAGGAAGCCUCUGUAUGUGGCUGUUGCCCAGCGCAAGGAAGAAAGAAAGGCCCAGCUACAGUUUGCUCAUAUCCGAGUAGCUAGUGAAAUAUCAUCACUGACCUCGGGAAUGCCCGGAUUUCAUCCAGGGGCACCCCGACUUGCUCCUCAGCAGCUGUAUUAUGGUCAGGAAAACCCCGGCCUGGUGCCCCCACCUCCUGGAUACAGCUUCCAGCCUCAACUUAUGAGCGGAAUGCGACCUAGUAUGGGCCCCAACUUCAUCAUGCCUUACCAGUUUCAGAGACAAGUACAGCAUGGGCCACGCUCGGGGAUCAGGCGUGGUGGAAAUACACAACCUGUACAUCAGCAGCAGUUAAUGCUCCGUGGCGCUGGACAAGGUUAUAGAUACAUGAACAAUGCAAGAAAUGGAUUAGAGCCGCUGGUCCUCCCCCAAGGUCUUGUUGGUCAAAUGAUGCCUCUAGGUUUUGAUAAUUCUGGGAUGUCUAGCCCACCAAUCGACAUCCAGCGAUCAAGGGCUGUGCCUACUUCAACACUCGCAUCUGCAUUAGCUUCUGCUACACCUACACAUCAGCGUUUGAUGCUCGGCGAGCAGCUGUAUCCACUCGUAGAACGUCUCGAGCUAACUCAUGCGGCAAAGGUUACUGGAAUGUUGCUCGAGAUGGACCAGCCAGAGGUGCUUCAUCUCAUUGAAUCACCUGAUGACUUGAAGAGUAAGGUGGCUGAGGCAAUGGAAGUCCUCCGCAAAGCUUCGUCGGAACCCGACCUCUCUGAUCAGCUUGGUUCGUUGGUGCUGACCAAAUGAACGACGACGACAACCAAAAACGAGAGUGUCGGUUCUCAGACAUUCAAUUUCCCUUAGAACAUUCUUUAUUCCGCAUGGUGAAUAUAUUAUUUAUGGUUUUGGGUUUUAGCCUUCUCUUUUCCUAAAGCAUCCUUCAAAUUAGC
Molecule: messenger RNA, 2311 nt
Organism: Cucurbita maxima (winter squash)
Lineage: Eukaryota; Viridiplantae; Streptophyta; Magnoliopsida; Cucurbitales; Cucurbitaceae
Product: polyadenylate-binding protein 3-like
Exons: 7
Coding region: 219-2168 (649 amino acids)
Cellular component (GO): ribonucleoprotein complex
Molecular function (GO): RNA binding
Source: RefSeq, a predicted model, not a curated record